GGCGCGCUCGGCACGCUUAAACCAAGCAAAACAUAAGACAAAGAAGGGAGUUCGGCGACCAGAUUGAAUCAACCUCUGAAGGAGGGAGGGGGGAUAGAGUAAACAGAGAGGACCAGGUAACGGUACCCAACCUGAGAGACGAAAUGCAAAGGAAAAUCAAAGUAGCUGCAAACAGUUUAUUUUCACAGGGUCAGCAGAGAACUGAAUAGUAACGUUAUCUAUUUUCUUCUGUAAGUAUCGACUACUAUAGCAAACAGUUACAUCUGAAAUGGACCGUAAUAUUGCAGACUUCUCUGGGACGUGGAAAAUGAAGACUUCUGAAAACUUUGAAGAACUCCUGAAAGCACUGGGUGUGAACGUGUUUAUCAGGAAGAUAGCCGUGGCUGCAGCCUCCAGGCCUGCAGUAGAGAUCACCCAGCAGGGAGAGAGCCUCUCCAUCCAGACCUCCACCAGCGUACGCACCACCCAUGUCUCCUUCACCGUGGGACAGUCCUUCAAUGAGACCACAGUGGAUGGACGCCUCUGCACGGUAAUACUCCAUUUCCACACUCUUCAUCAUCUUCAUCUCCACAUAUGUUGCAUGAAAUAUUUUUGUUACCAUAUGUGCAUAUUUUGCCAGGACUAUGAAAUUAUUUUGCCAGUGUAUGAAAUUAGGGGUCUGUAUAAGCAUGUGGAAAUAAUCUGUGUGUAACUUGAUAGUUGUUCUUGGUAAUGGUUUACUAUUCUUACUUUUUAUAUGGUUUGUAGAGGGCAGCAAACAUACCGUCUAACAGACUUGAGGAAGCAGUAACAUGCUGCAACAGUACUGAGUACCAAAUGAGAAGCCUCAGGGUCACACACAGAUCUACUGUGUCUUUCUAUCUAACCACUUCACUACAAUCCUUGCUUGGCCUUCCUCCUAUGAUCUCCAGAGUACCCUCGCUGGGAGACAGAUAGCAAGAUCAGCUGUGAGCAGAUUUUGCAGAAAGGGGAGGGCCCUAAGACUGCCUGGACCCGUGAAGUGACCAAUGAUGGUGAACUGAUUUUGAUAAUGAGCGCUGGGGAUGUCGUGUGCACCAGAGUGUAUCAACGAGAAUGAAAACUUUCAAGACUGUCAAACGUUUCAUUUUGUGCCUCUUUUUUCACUUUUCUUAAUUUCUACCUGUUCUGUUUGCUUAUUUAAUCUUCCAGUCAUUCAGAUUGUGGUUAACAAGAUGUCAGUGGUGUGCUUUUUGUCAGACAGAGUUUGACUGUUGUGAAAGCCUUGUGUCAGUUUAUUUUGAUGUUGUGUCCGUUUUAUGUUCUCGUAUUAGCUUGUAAUGGUAUCGUUUUUCCUACACAACCAAAGCUGUAUUCAUUCUCAGUAUACCGCAUGAAAACUCAUAUUUUUUACCAAAGCAACUGUAAACCAUCCUCAAAAUGUUGUUAAAACAAUUACAAAUUGCUCAUGUAUUUCCAAAACCUGAUUUUUUUAUCAGCUUUCUGAUUCAAACCGAGACCUUGUCCAUCACCGCUGUUCUGACUUUCUCUCUCUCCAUACCACCUCCUUUCAACUUCUAUCCUCUGCCUAAGAUCUUUGUUUGCAUCCCUCAUUUAUUUUCCACCCCUCCCUGCCACUUCCAUGCCACUUGGCCUCUUUGACAAGUAGCCUAGCAGUCAAUUGUGCUGGGCUAGUAACCAAAAGGUUGCUGGUUCAAAUCCCUGAGCCAACAAUGUGGAAAAAUCAGCCAUUCUGCCCUUGAGCAAGGCAGUUAACCCCCAACGACAACUGCUGCCCUUCUCUCCUACACACCCCUUUCUCUAUGUGCUCUCAUCCCUUACCAUUUUGUUCAUUAAAGUUUUUAUACUCCAAGAGAGAAUCCAUAUUUUAUGAACAACAUAUUAUACUCCCCUUGUCUCUCAUUUGGCAAGAGGAAAAAACAGGAGCGGUAGGGAAAGAAUGAGUGUGAGGGACAAUAACAAAAUCAUUUCAUAUUGAGAACGGUGCUAUUCCCUCCGCUCUCCUUCCCAGCUGUACCUACUUACAGUAUGAGCUCAAUAAAAGGUUCCCCACCCCCUCUUCCCUGGACUCGGCCGGCAGCCGAAACAAAAUACAGUCACACUUACAUUAACACAUACUUGGGAGGACGGUUCAGUUCUUAGAAAAUAAUGGACUGAAGAAUGGAUUGAACAGUGCAGGAUCUCUCGUGCACUUCCUGAGGAGAGAGAAUGCUUACUCUGUCCAUAGGCAGUGAUGGUUUUUCCAGAUUUGCAGACUGUGUGCCAAGGGUCCCAAAUCGCAGCCUAUUGCCUAUAUAGGGCUCUGGUCAUAAGUAGUGAAGAAUGUAGCGAAUAGAGUCCCAUUUUGAACGCAGCCAAGCCCUCUGAGGUCCUCCUCAGAUUUACUCACUGUGCUGAGCCAGCAUCAGGUUUCCUGGGCUUCAUUUCCCCAAACUGUGUGUUUUCACAAUAAACUCACUGGGUAAGUGAGUGAGUGAAUGAAUGAAGUGAGAGUGAGUUAUGUAACCUGAGGUGCAUAGCUCCCAUUUCAAACAGACAGUUCAGUCAAAAGUGUUGAUGCAUUCAUCCAAACUUAAUUAAUCCAUACUCUAACUGAUAUGCGUAUAUGUAUAUAUUUUUUUAAACGGUCCUUCCGCUCUGGUCUGAAAAUUAGUUUGCUUCGUUUGGCCGGGUGGCCAACUCUAGGAAGAGUCUUUGGUGGUUCCAAACUUUUCUCAUUUAUGAAUGAUAAGAGGCCACUGUGUUCUUGAGGACAUUCAAUGCUGCCAAAACAUUUUUUUAUACCCUUCCCCAGAUCUGUGUUGAGACACAAUCUUGUCUCGGAGCUCUACGGACAAUUCCUUCGAACUCGUGGCUUGGUUUUUGCUCUGUCAACUGUGGGACCUUAUAUAGACAGAUGUGUGCCAUUCCAAAUAAUUUCCAAUCAAUUGAAUUUACUACAGGUGGACUCCAAUCAAGUUGUAGAAACAUCUCAAGGAUGAUCAAUGAAAACAGGAUUUCGAGUCUCACAGCAAAGGGUCUGAAUACUUAUGUGAAUAAGGUACUUCUGUUUUUUAUUUUUAAUACAUUUGCAAAAAUGUCUAAAAACCUGUUUUCGCUUUGUCAUUAUGGGGUAUUGUGUGUAGAGAAAUGGGGAACUAUUUUUAUUUAAUCAAUUUUAGAAUAAGGCUGUAACAUAACAAAAUGUGGAAAGUCAAGGUGUCUGAAUAGUUUCCGAAUGCACUGUAUAUGCGAUCAGAGGCGUCAUGCCUAUAGGGGGCACAGGGGCACGUGCCCCACCAGAUUUGUCCUGUUAUUGUUUCUCUGUAAUAAUACUAGCCACCUAGCAAUUUUAUGAAGUUGGCUUUGGCUAGCCCAUAUAGGUUCCCAAUCUCCCAACCUCAUAACUACACUGAACAAAAAAUAGAAACGCAACAUGCAACCAUUUCAAAGAUUUUACUGAGUUAAUGUUUAUUUCAGGAAAUCAGUCAAUUGAAAUAAAUUCAUUAGGCCCUAAUCUAUAGAUAUCACAUGACUGGGAAUACAGACAUGCAUCUGUUGGUGGUGGAUACCGUAAAAAAGUAGGGCAUGGAUCAGAAAACCAGUCAGUAGCUGGUGUGACCACCAUUAAAGAGCAGCAAUAAAAUAACAAUAGCGAGACUAUAUAUACAGGGGGGGGACCGGUACAGGAUCAAUGUGCAGGUUAGUUGAGGUAAUAUGCACAUGUAGGUAUGGUUAUUGAAGUGACUAUGCAUAGAUGAUAACAACAGAGAGGAGCAACGGUGUAAAAUAGGGGAGGGGCAAUGCAAAUAGUCUGGGUAGCCAUUUGAUUAGAUGUUCAGGAGUCUUAUGGCUUGGGCGUAGAAUCUGUUUAGAAGCGUCUUGGACCUAGACUUGGCACUCCGGUACCGCUUUCCAUGCGGUAGCAGAGAGAACAGUCUAUGAGUAGGGUGGCUGGAGUCUUUGACAAUUUUUAGGGCCUUCCUUUGACACCACCUGGUAUAGAGGUCCUGGAUGGCAGGAAGCUUGGCCCCAGUGAUGUACUGGGCCGUUCACACUACCCGCUGUAGUGCCUUGCGGUCAGAGGCCGAGCAGUUGCCAUACCAGGCGAUGAUGCAACCAGUCAGGAUGCUCUCGAUGGUGCAGCUGUAGAACUUUUUGAGGAUCUGAGGACCAAUAUCAAAUCUUCAGAGGUCUCUUGAGGGGGACACCAAGGAACUUGAAUCCUUCAACCUACUAAAUGGGUGUAUAUUACAAAGUGUAUUUCAAAUCUAUAUAUCAAUGUAUGUAAAAUGUAAUCACAAUAUAUAUCAAAAGCAUCAGAAAAUGUAUUUAAUGUAUUUCAAAAUACAUUCUGAAAUACAUUAAAGAAUAUAUUUUCUGAUUAAUUUACUGAUAUAUUUGGUAAAUAUAUAUUUUAAAUGUCACGCCUUGGUCUUAGUGUUUUGUGUUUUCGUUGAUUGUUUGAUCAGGCCAGGGCUGCCUGAGGCGGUUCUCAAUCAGAGUCAGGUGAUUCUCGUUGUCUCUGAUUGGGAACCGUAUUUAGGUAGCCUGGGUUUCGCUUUGUAUUUCGUGGGUGAUUGUUCCUGUCUCUGUGUAGUGUUUACCAGAUAGGCUGUAAUUAGAUUUCACGUUCCGUUUGUUGUUUUGUAUUUGUAGAAGUUAUUUCAUGUAUCGCGAUUGUUUCAUUAAAGAUAUGAGUAACCACCA
This is a messenger RNA of Oncorhynchus keta (chum salmon), 4668 nucleotides long. RefSeq names its product cellular retinoic acid binding protein 2, b (gene crabp2b). Lineage: Eukaryota; Metazoa; Chordata; Actinopteri; Salmoniformes; Salmonidae. The coding region runs from base 269 to 691 and encodes 140 amino acids. Gene Ontology annotation, biological process: fatty acid transport. The transcript has 3 exons. Gene Ontology annotation, molecular function: fatty acid binding. The record is from RefSeq and is a predicted model, not a curated record. Gene Ontology annotation, cellular component: cytosol; nucleus.